Cladocopium goreaui is the source of this 1626-nucleotide messenger RNA. Lineage: Eukaryota; Dinophyceae; Suessiales; Symbiodiniaceae. The record is from the annotation of a GenBank genome assembly.
UGCCUAUGUGACAGCGGCUGCAGAUAGACCGGCCAUCGCUGGGAGCUUGGGCGCCAUGGAUCCGCAAGUGGUGUUGGAUCUUUUGGUCGCCAUGGAUGAUAACGCCCUAUACUUCAUCCUGGGGGAGCUGUUGCAAUCCAAGCCCAACCUGGCACCUGACCUGAUCAGCUCUGCAGUGCCGGAUCUCACCUAUGCACCAUCAAAGGCUGUGACCGAAAAGCGAUGUACUGGUGUUCUUCAAAGCGUCAGAGCUGAGGGCAUGAGUUUCAUCCUUUGUCCACAGCUUCAGGCUGCCUUCGGCUGCGAUGUUUGUGUUGCCCCCGCCCAAGUUGCUGGCUUCGUACAGGGCGAACAAGUCAGCUUUGCAGUGACGGUGAAUGAGAAAUCUGAACCCCAAGCAAUAGAUUUACAGAGCCUUUCGUCAAAGGAUGCUGGCAACCCUGCAAGAAAGAGGAACAAAGUUACCCCAGCUUCAACAACAGUUUCCAACAAGAGACCAUUUUCCAUGGCCACUGGAUUACCAGUUGCUACAGAGCAGCUCGAACGGCCUCCGGAUUUAAUGUCUAAGCUGCCCAGCCAAAGCAUGUCGUUGCAAAGCCUUCCAGCAAAAGGAGUGGCUGCCAUUGCUGCGAUCUCUGCGGCCGCUGCCAACAAUCCCAAGGCGGCAGUGCACCAAGCCUUUCCGAAGCAAGCCAUGACCGGGGUCACGCGGGUCAUGCAGAGUGAUGGAUGGCAGGUAGCUAAAUCCGAGACAGAUCCAGCUGAGGUUCGCGAGAUUCUUGGUGAAUACUAUGGAGUUAUUAGGAAUUUUGAUCCCUUCAAAGGCUUUGGCUUCAUUUUCUGCAAGGAGCUGUACGAUGCUUUUAAUGUCGAUGUCUACGUGCAUGGCGACAGUUGUGCGGAGUUUGGAACAGGCGCUGAGGUGAAGUUUGAAGCUUACAUGUACAAUGGAAAGGUGCAGGGCCGCAAUUUGGAAGAUGCAACUGGAAAGGUGCAGGAACCAGCACCAGCUCCGCCAAAUGAAAUAGGAACCUUUGUGGGUGAAGUGAAGGUAUUUCACUGGGACAGGGAGUAUGGCUUCAUUGGCUGCGAUGCACUGCGUGCGAAAGGGUACAACUGUGAUCCCUUUGUGCAUCACACCGAGAUAAAGGACUUCUGGCCGGGUCAGUUGGUCGCCUUCAAGGCAUAUGAGAAUGCCGGCAAGCUGCUGGCACGCGAUCUCAAGGACCCUGCUGGAGUAAUGCUUUCGUCUGGUAUCCAAGCUCCAACUUGGGACGAGGCUUGGGCUGCUGCAGUGGAACUGGCCACUUCGUGGGCAAGGGAUGAGGCCAAAGGAACGACUCCAGACCAACGCGAGCUGGUGAUGGAUCACAUGCAGAUGAUGCAGAGUCUCCCGCCUCCAAAGCCCAAGAAAGUGCGCCUCUACUAGAUUGAGUCAAAGGCCUGAUUGCUCUAAUCUGCUCUCCACAGCCGAUUCUGCCGAAGAGCCUCUCACGUCUUGACAUCCAGAACUUUGUGCCGAACGCUGCCAAGAAGUGCUCAUGGCCAGUCUGCCGUGGGUGGCAAACUGGGCUGAGCUGGACAACAACCCCUGGAUCAAGCAAUUGAUCAAGAUAGAUUGGAAAA